Messenger RNA from Oxyura jamaicensis (ruddy duck), 1421 nucleotides. RefSeq names its product 5'-nucleotidase, cytosolic IIIB (gene NT5C3B). Gene Ontology annotation, cellular component: cytoplasm. Bases 101 to 970 code for a protein of 289 amino acids. The transcript is spliced from 9 exons. The record is from RefSeq and is a predicted model, not a curated record. Gene Ontology annotation, molecular function: magnesium ion binding; 5'-nucleotidase activity. Lineage: Eukaryota; Metazoa; Chordata; Aves; Anseriformes; Anatidae.
CUUAAUAACCCCCCCCCCGUCCCGGUCCCGCCUCCCGGCCCGGCUCCUCCCCGCGGCUGCGCGGCCCCGGCUCGGCCCUGGCGGUGCGGAGCGGGGCGAGAUGGUGCCUGAGCUGCAGAAGCCCACGGUCCGCAUCCUGCGGCCGGAGCGGGUGCUGGGGAUAAUCCGGUCCAUCAAGGAGCAGGGGAGCAGCAAGCUGCAGGUCAUCUCUGACUUCGACAUGACGCUGAGCAGGUUCGGGUGCAAUGGCAGGCGCUGCCCCACGUCGCACAAUAUCCUCGACAACAGUCGCGUUGUUAGUGAGGACGGCAAGAAGAAGUUAAAGGAUCUGCUGCACUAUUACUACCCCAUAGAAAUCGAUCCCAACCGGACCCUAGAAGAGAAACGUCCCCUGAUGGUGGAGUGGUGGACCAGGGCCCACGACCUGCUGUCGCAGCAGAAGAUCCAGAAGGGUGACAUCGCCCAGAUAGUCAGGGAAUCAGACGUGAUGCUGAGGGAUGGAUUCAAUGAUUUGUUUGAUCAGCUGUACAAGUACAACGUCCCCAUAUUCAUCUUCUCGGCCGGCAUCGGCGAUGUCCUCGAAGAGAUCAUCCGGCAGGCCAACGUCUUCUACUCCAACGUCAACGUGGUGUCCAACUACAUGGACUUCGAUGACAGCGGAGUCCUCAAGUGCUUCAAGGGACCUCUCAUCCACACCUACAACAAGAACAACAGCGUCCUGCAGGGCACGGAGUAUUUCCAGCAGCUGAGCGGUAGGACGAGCAUCAUCCUGCUGGGGGACUCCAUGGGGGAUCUGACGAUGGCAGACGGGGUUCCCAGCGUGGAGAACAUCCUCAAGAUCGGCUUCCUCAAUGACAAGGUGGAAGAGCAGAGGGGGAAGUACCUGGAUGCCUACGACAUCGUUCUGGAGAGUGACGAGACGCUGGAUGUGGUCAACGGGAUCCUCCGCUACAUCCUUCUGGAGACAUGAGCUGGGAAGCCAGCGUCCCAGCCACCGGCCAGGGGAACAAACAGACGUCCUUCCACUGGCAGAGCUGGGCUGGGUUCUCUGGUACCUGCCUGAGUCCAUCCUGGUGCCUGGGGCUGUCUCCCUGCCCCGGCUCUUGUGUGUCGUGUCCAUCCCAAACCUCACCGGCUGUCCUCCUGGAACUGGAGGGCUGAGAUGCGGGAAGCAAGGAGCCUGCUCCUUGUGCCCCAUCUGUGCCUCGGCUCUGCUGCUUCCCUCUCAGACUUCAUCCCAGCUCUGGGGACCACAACAAACCAUUUGUGUUCGGGGGAGAGACAUCCUGCGCUUAGCUUCAGCGGCUGGGUGCAGAAAUGGAGAUGGUUUGCUGUUGGUCGAGGACAGACCCAUUUUACAUUGAAGCUGUUCGGUUUUAAGUGCAUUCCCAUGUGAAAAAAAAAACAAAUUUAUCUCCUGA